Molecule: messenger RNA, 3761 nt
Organism: Acyrthosiphon pisum (pea aphid)
Lineage: Eukaryota; Metazoa; Arthropoda; Insecta; Hemiptera; Aphididae
Product: pre-mRNA-processing ATP-dependent RNA helicase PRP5
Exons: 6
Coding region: 354-3131 (925 amino acids)
Molecular function (GO): ATP binding; nucleic acid binding
Source: RefSeq, a predicted model, not a curated record
AAUCUUAAUCACGUAGGUACUACGCAAUAGAGAAGUACAAUGUUAUUAAUAAUUAUUUAUUAAUUAUUAUCGACUACCUAUGCAAUAAUUACUCAUUAGACACUUUUUGGUAACUUAAAAUGAAUGUCUGAUAACUGAAUUACUCUGAUCAUUGAUUAAACGUAUUAUUGAGUACAGUCAUCUAUUAAGUACCUACCUAACUUACAAUUUUUUUUACGGACAACGUUUGUGCUCGUCCCAUACUACCGAACAAUUCCGUUUUUUAUACAUUUUAGCGAUUCGUUUGACAAAAUACGUAAAAGUUGAAAUGUCAAAUAUUUUGAGUAUUAGAAAAUGAAGAAAUAAAAUUAAUAAUGGACUUAGAAAUUGAAAAAUAUGCGAAGAAGCAAAUCCAACUCCAAGAACAAAUCAAGGAGUUGUUUGCUGAGAAAAAAAUGUUACAAGACCAAAUCUGUGUGCUUCAUGAAUGUUUAUCAUUAGAAAAAGUGAAUCGGAAAAUUUCUGAUUUGGAGAAUAAACAAAAAAUAUUAACGUCGUUAGAAAGUAUGGUUAAUAAUUUAAGAAUUGACAUUAAGCCAUUAGAUUAUUUAAAACAAGUUUUACAAAGGCAACUUAUGGUUUCAACUAUACCUAAUAAUGAUUUAAAUAAUGAAGAGCGAAAGUAUUCAAAGUAUUCAGAGAGUUCAUUAUUAACACCGAGUAGCAUAUGUGCCAUUGAAACAUUGGACUCUUUGAGUGAUGUUAGCUCAGAAGAAAGUAUCAUGAUUUUAUCAGAUUAUGAUGUGGUUUCGGAUGAAGAAGUUUCAAAUAAUUCAGAAAAACCUGUCGAAAACAAAGUUAUGUAUGAAGAAGCACUACAGAUGGCAUCUAGUGUACAUUUAACAUUAGUUGAUCAUCUAAUUCCAAAUAUUGGUUCAAUUGAACCUAUAAUAAAUAAUAGUGAUCAAGUAAGAGAUAAUAAUUUUUGUGUACAAUCUAAUUCCAAAAGCACUAUUUCAUCGAUGAAUACAAGUAGUAAAAGUGAACAACUCUUAGACUUAUAUGAUGUUGUAAACGAAUUAGACCUUCUUAACUGCAAUGGAAAUAAUGGAAAUGAAAACAUUGAAAUUAAAUGUGACAAAAAGAAAGCCGAACCAACACUUUAUAAAGUACACCAGCCAUGUUUAAAUGAUAAAGAAUUUGAUGAAAUUGGAAUAAAAAAAUUAGAUAAUAAGGAAUGUAAUAAUGUGUCAAAAUUGAUUAAUGAUUCAUGGGUGAAGAUCAGUUCCAAUGAAAUUUCAGAAGAACAAAAUGUUGAUGUUUUUCAAUCAAUUACUGUCUCACGAAAAGACAACACAGUGUCAAAAAUAAACACAUAUGUAGAUAAUUUUGAUCAAAAUAUUAAUGAAAUUAAGAGUUUGGACAAUAGCUGUAACAAUGUUGAUCCUAACUAUGAAAAUGAAAUUCAUAAGCCAAGCUGUACAAUCAAUGAUGAUGUUUGUGGUAACUUGUUAUCUUUCACUGAAGUCAACAGAACAAAAGAAAAUUUAAAUUUAAAAUUUCAAGUACAGAAUAAUGAUUUAUGUAUUCACCAGUUUGAAUCAAAAGAUAUUGUUGAAAUUAAAAAUCUUGAAAAUGUUUGCAAUGAUAAUGAUCAUAGUUAUGAAAAUGAAACUCAUAAUCAAGUUUUUCCAAACAACGUUCAACAAUGUGAAGUAGAAAUUAUUUCAUCAUUAUCAUCAAGUCCUGAAGAUUCUAAUGCAUCAAACAAAUUAAUUGAGUCAAAAGUAAACACAGAUGUAGAAUGUCAAGCUUAUAAUGGUCAACUAUAUAACCACCAGCUUGAAUCAAACAUUAAGAGUAUUAAGAAUAUUUGCAAUUCUGUUAUUCAUUAUAAUGAAAAUGAAAUUCAUAAUCCAGUUUUUCCAAAUAAUAAAGUUAAAACUACAUCUUCUUUGUUCAACACUGAACAAUUUAAUAAUUCAUUUACCAGUAUUAAUGAUAAACUGUCUUCUAUUAAUAAUAACGAAAAGCCUAUGCGGUUAUAUCAUACUAUAAAACUGAAGGAUGAACUAUUAAAUGGUAUUCAUCGGCAUGGCAUUCAAGAUCUAAUGUCAUUGCAACGGCAAUGCAUGUUCCAUUAUAUUAAUGGGCGUGAUGUAAUUUUUCACUCAUACCCUUGUGUUGGGAAAUCAACCGUGUGCGUCAUUUCAGUGUUGCAAAGGAUUAACACUAGCUUAAAUGAAUGUCAAGCUAUUAUAUUAGUUCCAACAUUAGAAUUGGCAUUGUCUGCUCAAAAGACAAUGAAAUCAAUUGGGAAAUUUUUAAAUGUUUCUACAUGUAUUGGUGGUACCAAUGUUCCUCGUAAACUUUCGCCGGUUCCUCAUGUAGUGAUCAGUACCUUGCAAGGUUUAUGUGAAAUGAUCAGUUGCAACUCGCUGUGUAAAGAUUUUAUAAAAAUGCUUAUAAUUGAUGAUGCAGAAGAAAUGUUGAAAUGCAAUGGAUUUUUUAAUAAAAUUAGAUAUAUUUUGUUAUUUCUUAACAAUAACCGUCAACUAAUUAUUAUGUCCACUUCAAAAAUAGAGGAAAUCUUAGAUCAGUUUUCUGACUUAAUGAAGAAUCCUGAGUAUAUUUUAGUACCAAAUGAAAAACCUUCAUUGAAUGAUAUAUUACAGUAUUGUGUCUAUGUACCUGAAGAAUGGAAAUUUGAUGCAUUCCAUAAACUCUAUGAAUCACUCAAUUUAAUACAUACUGUUGUUUACUGCAACACAUGGAGCAAGUCUCUAGAAAUUGCAGAAAACAUGCGUCUUAAGACAUGUUUAGUCUCAGCUAUACAUAACGAAAUGGAUACCCAUCAACGGAAACUCAUAUUACAUCACUUUCAAUCUGGUACUAACCGAGUGUUAGUUACUGCUGAACUACAGAGAGGCGAGGAUUUUUCAGAUGUAGCUUGGGUUAUAAAUUAUGAUCUUCCUAAAAGUCCAAAAGACUAUAUACGUAAAAUUGUCGGUUGUUUUGGCCGCAAAGUGAAAGUAAUUAAUUUUAUCACCACUAAUGACAAAACAGCCCAAAAGGAUAUUGAGACUGCAUUUAAUGUAAGAAUGCUUAAUUUACCUCAAGAUCUUACUAAUUUAUGUGAAUCUAAUUUGUAAUCUAUUAAUAAAUCAAUGAUCAAAUAUUUAAUUAAUGUUAAAUAUGAAUAACUAUUAUUAAUAUUUUGGAAUUAUUUUUAAUUUUUAGUUAUUUUGUUAUUAUGUAUAAUUGGUGCAUAUUUACCAUAUUUUAUGGUUAUUUAAAUGUUGUCAAUGCAUGGCCAGAAAAAAUUGAGAUAUAUAUUAUGUAUACUGUGCAUUGUAAUAUUAUAUUUUUCCAAUUAUAUUUUUUUAUAAAAUUUAUGGGUCACUAAAUUUGUAAAUAUUUAUUUUUGUGUUCUUUGUUUUUUUAUUUAACACUCUAAAUCAUUUGUUACUAACAUUCCAAACUGAAGAUGUUUUAAAAUGUAAAAAUGAAUUUAAAAAUGAAUCAUUAUGAUUUAUGAGAUAAGAUUUAAUAUGGAUUUUUUUGUGUAGCAUAAAUGUUAAAAUUAUAUUUGAACCAAUGUUUACUUCAAUCAAAUGAUGUAGUUUGUUACAUUCCACUUAAAAAGUUAACCAAAAUAAUAUUUAUCGAGGUAUUAACAUAUUAAUUAUUAUAAUUAAUAAUUAUUUGUGAAUGUAAUCAUCUCAUAAAGUUACUAUUAAGUAAAUGAUAUAUCGCAAUAUAUUUUUUUUAUUAUUGAAUAA